Messenger RNA from Clunio marinus, 1092 nucleotides. Lineage: Eukaryota; Metazoa; Arthropoda; Insecta; Diptera; Chironomidae. The record is from the annotation of a GenBank genome assembly.
GGCCGUUAUUGAUUUGAAUUAAUUUGCUUACGCUCAGCCGCGACGAAUUUUUGGAGAGUUCAGAUUAUACCUAGUUGUCAAGAUAAAACAGCUAUUAAUGCGGUUUGUCAGUUUUAAUUUCAAAAAUUAAAAUCUAAAAACGAAAAUGUCAAAUUUUGGUCUGGAUUUACUUUUGGAAUCCCAAAAAGCUAACAUCAAAAGCAAAAAUGACAUUGUUGUCAUUAUUUUGCAUUGGAUGUUGUGCAAAAAUGAUCUAAGAAAUGUUGGAAUCGGAGACAGCAAAUUUUACAACGAAAACGAUCGUCCUAGUGAACUUCUACCAGAAGGAUGGAACCAAGAUUCUUCAGCCUAUUCAUUACGCUAUAUGCUCGAUAAAAACAUUUAUCUACUUUAUGCAAACUCCACUUCUGAUUCAUUAGUGGUUAAUCUAAUUGAUGCAAAAACACUUCAAUCAUCAAGUCUUGCUUUUGAUGUCAAUGCAAUUGUUAAAUCAACUACAGGAAGAACCAUAGACGAUUUUGUAUCAUCAAGUGAGGAUUUAAUCAAACGAAUAGGUGAUGAAAUCGUGAAGCCGAUCUUCAAAAAAGAUGAGAAGAAAGCAAAAACAAGUGAAGAAUCAACAAGUAAUCCUUUAUUAGUUCGGCCACCACAGAGACCCCCCAUGAUUCCUUCUUUUUACGACAGUAGACGUGAUCCGCUUAAUCCAUUUAUUGAUCCUUUAAGAGAUAUUGGUCGUGGGGAUUUGGAUCCUCUAGGUCGAGGUGGUGGAAUGCUUUUCCAAUCCAAUCCGAGCCGAUAUCAUCCUGGUAGAUUAGGUGGUCUGCCUCCCGAUCCAGGUGUUUUGGGCAUACCUCCAGGAGCUCGUUAUGAUCCUCCUAAUCCCUUGGGCCGUUUAAAUCCUGAUAAUGAUCAUCUUCCACCUCCGGGAUAUGAUGAUAUGUUUAUGUAAACUAACACAGAAAAAUGUGAUGGAAAUACUGAAAAAAGAAAAUAAAAAAAGAAAAGUUUUCACGCAAACCUGAAACCGAUAUUAUUUUUCUCGCUAACAUUUCGUUCAUAACUGACCGUGGAAGUAGGUUCGAUAAAUCAUAU